AUGGACCCGAGACUAGUCACCGAUAGAAAGAGCAAGAGAUUUCUCCCGAAGAAGCGAUUUCGUAAGAUCUUGCGGAACAACAUAGACGGAAUUACCCGCCCCUCGAUCCGUCGUCUUGCCCGCCGCGGUGGCGUUGUUCGCAUUAGCGCUGAUGUCUAUCCUGAAGUCCGCAAGACUGUCAAGAGCCGGCUCACUGAGGUAAUCCGGCAAAUUCUUCUGGUAAUGGAAUCGUCCACCACUCCUGGCCACGAACGCAAGGUUGUCCGUACCACAGAUAUGGCGAAGGUCGUUUAUGCCCUUAACAGAUCUGAUGGGCCAUACUCUCUAUGGCUUUGGAUAAGACCACUCUUCAUGUACAAAGACCAACACGGAAAGCCCAUGUUCGUGAGAGCAUUUGCCCGACGCUUGUCAACUAUCCUUUACCAGAAAGAUUUCUUUUUGUAUCAGGUGCAUGCUGUUCUAGCAGGCUUAAACGGGGAUGGUAAAGGUGCCCUGUACAACUACAAUCCGGUUGAUUCAUACGAGAGAGCAGUGCAGGAUUACCAGGUCAACUUUCCACUUUGA
Molecule: messenger RNA, 564 nt
Organism: Aspergillus vadensis CBS 113365
Lineage: Eukaryota; Fungi; Ascomycota; Eurotiomycetes; Eurotiales; Aspergillaceae
Exons: 9
Coding region: 1-564 (187 amino acids)
Biological process (GO): nucleosome assembly
Molecular function (GO): DNA binding; protein heterodimerization activity; structural constituent of chromatin
Source: RefSeq, a predicted model, not a curated record